AUGUCUUCAACACCAACUGCCGAUUCUCUCGCCGACGGUGUUCAACACCUUCUUCUUGCCGAGAAGCUCAACCAACUUCUGACUCCGCCUCAAACAGACUACUCUGCAAAGUCCCAAAAAUCGACUUCCAACCAUUCGGAUUCUGAAAAAAAUGGUUAUAUCGAGUCACUGACGGAGGAAAGAGAUCACUUGGUUCAGUAUUCUGAUGAGUUCAAUCAUGCUCUCAAACUGAUUGAACAAGAAAUCAAUCGUGUCAGAGAAGGAGAGCAACCAAAGGAGAAAGAGGUUACUGUAGGUGCUCCGGCCACUGGCUCUCUGCUCUCCGAGAUCGUCGUGGUGCCAGUUGACCUCUAUCCAAACUACAACUUUGUCGGUCGUAUUCUGGGUCCCCGUGGUACCACUGCGAAGCAAUUGGAGUCAUCGACAGGCUGCCGUGUGACGAUUCUUGGGAGAAACAAGAAGGACGCUGGAGCUUCGCCAGCGGAUUCUGCUGCUCCUGUCGACAAUGGACCACUUCGUGUCCAAAUUUCGGUGCCAUCGGAUGCUCCGGACGCUGCGAAACGGAUGGAGAUGGGGUUGAAUGUUGUCAAGGCUCUUCUUGUUCCACCAGCGGAUGGUCAAGACGAGCUGAAACGUCAACAGCUGAUGGUGCUUGCCAACAUGAACGGAACCUACCGUCCCCGCACCACCUCUUCCAACACUUCUCACCCGUUCGCUGGCUCCGGUGACUAUGGAAACCAGUUCCAGAACCUGCUCCCAUACGGCUACCGUCUGCCAGGCAAGAGUCAGAGUCCACAUAGCGAGACGAAAUCCGAUUGCUACAAUCCAAAGUGUGCGAUUCUGAGAAGUCUCAUGGAUCAGAACAACAUCAACACUUCCAUUCCAAAAAUCGAAGACGUUCUCAGCGUCGUCCACAUGUACGAGCUGAUGAAUCGUAUUCGUCUCGCCAACUCUUCUCUUCUCAGCCGUCAGGAAGAAGUGAGCAAGGCUCAAGAGAUUGGAAAUCGUAUGUGCUCAUCCAUCGGAGUCCCACGUCGACCAUCUGCCACUCCUGCUUCAACUCCAACCACUCGUCGUCUUUUUAAUGCUAAACCCCGCCCACAACACUAA
Messenger RNA from Caenorhabditis remanei, 1110 nucleotides. RefSeq lists its product as uncharacterized. Gene Ontology annotation, cellular component: nucleus. The coding region runs from base 1 to 1110 and encodes 369 amino acids. Gene Ontology annotation, molecular function: mRNA binding. NCBI's taxonomy places the organism in Eukaryota, Metazoa, Nematoda, Chromadorea, Rhabditida, Rhabditidae. Gene Ontology annotation, biological process: regulation of mRNA splicing, via spliceosome. The record is from RefSeq and is a predicted model, not a curated record. The transcript has 4 exons.